ACCUCUCGCUAUUGCUCCAACGAAAUAAGACUGCGAGGAGCGAGUCUGUGUGGGAGCGAGCGAGGGGCGACGCGAGAGGCUCGAUCGCAAGUCGACGGACCGAUAGGGGUUUAAACGGUAACGGCGUCUUACCCGGGAUACGAAUGAUGUUAGGACACGUGCCACUAUUAACGCCGUGUUUUCAUAGACCUCUGUGCACGUUAACACACUGACUGACAUAAAUAUACAUCGAUUCGUACAUUUGUUUAACGAAGAGCUGCGACAUGAGCUUAAAAUCGAGGUGUCAGUGGCAUCCCCACGUGAAAAAGUGCGUCGAGUGUUUUGACGUUGCUCCAUUCCACGUGCUCCCAACUACGAGGCUACUCGAUUAACUAUUUCGCACGACAACCCUGUGUCUCUGGGUACCAAAUACUGCGGGGGGAAGUUCACUUUUGGAGGAACCGAAACGUACUCAGGAUACGGUGAGAGUGAGGUGCUUUUUCACUGUGAGAAAACCCACCGUUUGCUACGAUAAUCCCGACUCCGACGAACUUCAGUGCAGGGCAAAAGUAAAGAAAAAUUCAGUGACGACUGCUAGGAUUUCAGCACCGGAAUAUUGCAACAGUGCAGUUUUAUUUUCAUUUGAAUUUUACUCCCCACCUUCGAAAGUGCGUUGAGAGCCUCUAGGGUUUUAGUGAAAGGAGGGAAACUACAUGAGAAUUCGAAAUGAUGGAAUCUACGUGUCAACAGCAUCAGGCUCAGCAACAAAAUGGCACUGCAGCGAACAGAACGUCUUUUUUGAUCGAGGACAUUCUCAACAGGGGCAACGCUCAUCCAGCUGUUCAUGCACAACACCACCUCCAUCACCAACUAACACCUGCUCACAGCCAACAUCACCAGUACGAACAAUUCGCUAGUCUAUUACCAAGCUACCCGUCGGGACCACCGGCUGCUGCCUUUUUUCUUGGACCCCUUUUCGGUACCGCCGGCAUGGGCGUCGUGCCCGGCGUCAGUGAACUCGCCGCUCUCAAGCACUGCCGACGGCGAAAAGCCCGAACCGUGUUUAGCGAUCAGCAACUAGCGGGACUGGAGGCAAGGUUCGAGGCACAGAGAUACCUCAGUACACCUGAGAGAGUCGAGCUCGCAGCCGCUCUCCACCUAUCAGAGACACAGGUCAAAACGUGGUUCCAAAAUCGCCGAAUGAAGCAUAAAAAACAACUGAGAAAGUUGAACAACAGUAGCAGCGGAAGCGCCGGCCAACAGGGGAAUGGACAGCAACACUGCGGAGGGCAAUCUGGUUCGAUCACGUCGCCAGCUGAGCGUCCGGUGGAUUUUUCGUUGAGCGGCGGUCGGGAAUCGCGAGCGAGUAGCGACGCCCCGAUGGAUUCGGACUCGGACGAAAUCGACGUUCUCGGAGACGAGGCGCAAUCACCUCAGCCCGUGAGUCUCCACCUACCGAGACGGACCUCUUCGCCAACGAUUUUCCAUCGUUCCUCGCACCCGCAUCCGAUCGUGUUAAAUCACCAGCCGCAGCAUCAACACGUGCAACGUCAUCAUCGCUGAGACCACCAACGCAUUCGUCGUUCACACCUUUUCGCCAGGGAAAUUUGGAGUUUCUGCUCCCAGCAGGCAGUCCGUCAGUUUCUAUCUCGCUGCAAAGGGUCAAAAGUGCGUACGUACGUGAAUAUUUUUUUUUAUCAACAAACGCGCUCCGACAGCGACGAAAAAUAUAGCAAUUUUAAAUUCUCUAAAAUUAAACUCGCGCUAAGAAAUAAAUUUUGUUUAUCGAAGAAAAUCGAUUCGGAGGCACGUAAAUGUGGUGGACUCAACUAUAUUUUUCUCCAAAUGGCUAAAGUUUCCGUUCACUCAACAAAAGAACAGUUGCAUCGACAAUAUAGUUUCGGCCAACCGAAUGGAUUUUCUCCGAUGUAAAAUAUUUCUUAUCGCAGUCCAAAUUAACAAUGUGUGUCCAUUCUUUUACACGUCCGACUCACAACCUCAGACGAAAUGAUUUGUAGUACUUUAAUUAAGUUCUUUGUACAUAGAGGAGCAGCACACCUCGAUCCCAGCUGUUCUCAGAAACGUUGAUAUAACGAAAAUGGUUAAAAGUGGAAAAUCAUUUCUAGCCUUCUAGAAAAUAAUAUGAAUUUCGGUAUUUUUCCGUAAUUAUUUAUUUAUACGUAUGAUAGUGAAUAUUUGUUACCGCAAAUGUGAAAAAUUAUCGAUGUUUUUUGAAAAAAAAUGUGUUUUCGGUUCCUUGAAGGAGGAGAUUCAUACGCGACCGAUUUUGAGUCAAUUGUAGCUGUGAGACGAUAUUUUGUAUUGAUUUUCUUCUCGUUGUUUAUCUAUUCGGAGUACAUUCGAGAGGCAUUGAUCUGACAAAUUUCCGUAGACUAGAAAAACCAGCAGAUCAAAGUGAGAAUGCUGAAAACGGUUUUUCGACAUUUACUCCCCACCUCAACCGAAUUAACCUGCCCGGUACGAUUGCCAGAUAAAUUGCAUGUAACGAAGGAAAGUUUCGACGACGGUCAUUCGUCACAUCUGCUGACACGAAGCUCCAUUAGUAUUUCUUAUACACAGAGGAUCGUCCGAAAGGGGAUCACGAGAUUGUAAAUACGUCGAGACGCAUCGAGGAGACAAGACCCUCGACACGUCCGCGAAUAAACGAGAAAUUGUAAAGUUAA
Venturia canescens is the source of this 2663-nucleotide messenger RNA. RefSeq names its product brain-specific homeobox (gene bsh). Lineage: Eukaryota; Metazoa; Arthropoda; Insecta; Hymenoptera; Ichneumonidae. Gene Ontology annotation, molecular function: DNA binding; DNA-binding transcription factor activity, RNA polymerase II-specific. Gene Ontology annotation, biological process: regulation of DNA-templated transcription. The transcript is spliced from 3 exons. Bases 706 to 1542 code for a protein of 278 amino acids. The record is from RefSeq and is a predicted model, not a curated record.